AUGCGGCUGUCGGCGGUGGUCGAGUUGUUGCUGAUUCUCCUUCUGGUUGCGUUCGCCGCAUACGGACGAGUGAUCGAACAUGAUGAAAGUGUCGAGGAACGAUCGAUUAGGGAUCUAAGCGGUACCAAACAGGCUAACUUCGGUAUAUCGACGUUAUCCUUGAAACAAGCGGCCGACAACGUGAACAGGUAUUGUACCUGCAACGAGAACAUCUGUAAUUGCUGCCGAGACUUCCAUAUACCGCUGGUGCAAUUACAGGGACCAGGAUGCGCAUCCUUGCAGUAUCUGCAAGGUGACAAUUUAGCGGUUCAACUGAGCUUCGGGGACAAUAUUUUAACAAGCACCAUUGUUAACGGCAAGAGUCCCAAGCCUGUCUGCGUACCGUUACCUGGAGGCUUCACGAAAUUCUGCGGUAGAAUUUAUUCCAUUAAACGAGAUGCCAAGAACCAUUUCAAGGCUUGUCUCGGUUUGGAGUUGCAGUCGGACACUGAGCUGGAAGCUAGCCUUCGCGUCAGUUGCUUCAGAUUCGGUCCAGACGGUCUAAAGCUACGUCCAGCGGAGCCCCUUCCAGUCAUCGAAGCGGAAGUCCCCGACGAGGACGACGACGACGACUUCUUCGGCCUAGGCUCAGACGACGACGACGAAGAAGACGACGACUCCGACGAGGACACACCCGAGGCAAACUCCGUACAAAAUUCCUCGACCGAGGAGGACGAAGACGAAGACGAGGACGAAGAUGUCCUAGGUUUCGGAGCUCUCCUAGACAUUAUAACAGGCGAAGACGAGCCCACGACGAAGAAACCGAAAGUAACCACAGCAGCGCCUCUUCUUCAGUUCACCAUUCCUCUUCUAACGAAACCAACCUCCUCGCCACUGGUUCCAAUCGCCGUAGGCAGCGUUUCCAGCAACGAUCCCGUGGAAGAAACUCAGGACGGCGAAGAAUCUUUAACCGCGGAGGAAGAGAACAUCACGGAGGACGAAGAAGAGUCUCCGACCACCGACGUGAUCUCCAACGAAGCGGAAGAACUCGUCACUGUUGCCUCUAACAAGAUAGCCUCGUACUCGAAACCGGACAAAACACCGACGAAGAAAUUCACCGCGUCAGAGGCGAGCAAGAAGAAGCCUACUAUCACGAGUACGAGUAUCAACGCGAUCGAGAACGAGGCGAACAAGAAGAAGAAACCUCUGAGGAAACCGGUGAAAGGUGACGAAGACGACGACGACGAUCUUCUAGGAGGUGAUUUGGACGACGACGAGGACGACGACGAGGAGGACGAGGAGAUCCUCGACGACGACGACGAGGAGGAGAAGGACAGCGAGGAGGAGGAGGACGAGGACGAGAAGAUCGAUGAGAGCGGGCAGGGAAAUCACGAGGACGAGGAUAAGAGUGAGGUGGAAGAUUUGGACGACGACGACGACGACGAGGAGGACGCUCUGAUCAGCGCGUUGGCCUACGACGAGAAAGAGGAUGGAAAGAAGAAGGGAAAGUUGAAGAAGCAUCAAUUGUCCGAAGCUGACGACGACGAUUCGGAUUACGGAUUAGGUUUGACCGGCCUUCUGGCGAGAAGCAGGCAUUCGAGGAACAGUCGUCAGAGCGAAGAGACGAGAAUUUGA
Molecule: messenger RNA, 1614 nt
Organism: Habropoda laboriosa
Lineage: Eukaryota; Metazoa; Arthropoda; Insecta; Hymenoptera; Apidae
Product: FK506-binding protein 3-like
Exons: 5
Coding region: 1-1614 (537 amino acids)
Source: RefSeq, a predicted model, not a curated record